AUGACCGACGCGACAUGGACUGUGCAUACAGCCCCCCACCCAAAGAUCGAUAAGUUGUCUGAGCCGACGGAGGUAACCCCACCUGCAUAUGGUCCCAAACCUUCCUAUUUGGAGUCUAGCCAGGCGCGACACUGGAUGUUCAGUGCACGGGAGCUACAACGGCAAAAACAGGAAGCACAUGACCAUGCCGCUUCCCUCUUGCGAUCAGCGACAGAUGCGGAGGCUUCUGUUGAGCCUCUUUCUGCCGAGGAAGAGGUAGCGAUUAUACGUUUCUAUCUCCUUCGAAUUGGGAAGAUCGUCAAGGCGUUCGGACUGCCUUCGCUCAUCGAAGCGACAGCCAUGACACUCAUGAAACGCUUCUAUUUGCGGAAUUCGUGCAUGCAAUUCCAUCCGAAGCUCAUCAUGUUGACCAGCAUCUACCUUGCUGCCAAGGCAGAGAAUUACCCUAUACCUUUAUCGCAUUUCUGUGCUCAAAUCAACAAGAGUGCAGGUGCAGCCCCGACUGAGAGUAAGCCAUCAGCCGCGCGAGGCGAUGUGACGGAGAGUAUUCUCAGUGAACUUGAGUAUGGUAUGGUGUUGAGUUUAGACUUUGAAGUGGCUGUCCAUGGCGCACAUCGUGCUCUUUAUGGCUUUAUCUUGGACUUGCAAACGGUGGAGCCAUCGCUUACACGCGACGAUUUGAUGGUGUUUGCAGGUACUGCACAAGGCUAUAUUCAUAUGAGUCGUUUGACAGACGCCGAGUUUCACUAUGCACCCUCCCAAAUUGCCAUUGCUGCUUGUUAUAUGGCAACAGCGUCGCGGCCUCAAGGCGAGCCUCUCAGUGGGAAGACGUUGGUUCUCAAAUGGAUUGAUGCGAAGGCAUCAAUGGGUGCCACACUGCAUAUGAAGCAGAGGCACGAGCGCAGCACAUGGCAACAAAAGCGACAGGACAUUUAUACCAAAGGCAAGAAAGUCAGCGCUUUUGCGCCAGCUUCAGAGGCAACAGCUGAGACGGGAUCUUCAUCUGAAGAGCAUUCUGUCGACUAUAUCAAAGAAAAUGGCCUUGGAAUCGAGAAGGACACUUUACUCUCUAUUGUAGGGUCUAUUGUCGAGUUGAUCCGAUCUGUCAUGGCGCCGCAACAAAAACCAGAAGAAGCACCACGUCCAGCGCUCGAUAUGGAACGUGUGAAAUCCAUUGAUCUGAAAUUACGUGCUACAUUGCUCCAAUUUGACAAACUACAUACUGAAAGUUCCCGCAAACGUAGUGCUGGCGAAGAGUCGGGUCCGACCAAGCGCGCACGCCUCGAUACCCAAGACUCGGAUUCCGAGUGA
This is a messenger RNA of Malassezia pachydermatis, 1311 nucleotides long. Its product is annotated as cyclin-like protein. The record is from RefSeq and is a predicted model, not a curated record. Gene Ontology annotation, cellular component: transcription factor TFIIK complex; nucleus. The transcript has 3 exons. Gene Ontology annotation, molecular function: cyclin-dependent protein serine/threonine kinase regulator activity. Lineage: Eukaryota; Fungi; Basidiomycota; Malasseziomycetes; Malasseziales; Malasseziaceae. Bases 1 to 1311 code for a protein of 436 amino acids. Gene Ontology annotation, biological process: regulation of transcription by RNA polymerase II; regulation of cyclin-dependent protein serine/threonine kinase activity.